Molecule: messenger RNA, 6783 nt
Organism: Spinacia oleracea (spinach)
Lineage: Eukaryota; Viridiplantae; Streptophyta; Magnoliopsida; Caryophyllales; Amaranthaceae
Exons: 2
Coding region: 411-6233 (1940 amino acids)
Source: RefSeq, a predicted model, not a curated record
UUUAACAUUACAAUUAUGAUCUUAAUUAAGCUUUUUGGUCUCACACCUCACCUUUUCUUUUGAUUUCUUGGAUUUAGAUCUGUAUGAUAAUUUUGCGCAAUUUUCUACCUUCAAACUAGUCAGUCUAAGUCCCACUUUCUUCCCACUACCUCCCUGCUCUUUUACCCACAAUCCAAUUUCUUUAUUCAAUUCCCAAACUUGAUUGAUCAUUAACUUCUUCAUAAUCAACUACUUGCAAGUUGUAAGUUACCCCUUUAUUUUCCUUUAUUUUUUUGAUUAAUUUACUCCUUUUUUGAGUUAUUGCUGGGAAUUGAUCGAAUUUCAGUAAAUCAAAUUGGGUUCUCUUUGAUUUGUUCUGGGUUUAUAGUUUUAUACCGAUUUGAGCUUAAUCUGGUAGAAAAGUUGAAAAAAUGGGUGAUGAUGGAUUAAAAGUUGGUGUUCGAAUCAGGAAAUUUGUGAUCAUAACAACUAAAUUUUGUUACAGAUCAGUUUAUAAUCAUCCUUUUGUUGUUGGUUUAUUGUUGUUGUUGUUAUUUUUGUAUAGAUCAUUCCCGCUUUUGUUUUCAGUAUUAGUUUCUACCUCCCCUGUACUUGUUUGUACUGCGGUUUUACUUGGAUGCCUUUUGAGUUUUGGUGAACCAAAUGUUGUCCCUGAGUGUGAUGAAGAUGAGAAAGUAUCUCACGAAAUCGUGCAGUCGAAAACGGGGAGAUUUGAGAGCAGCACUGUUGUUGAGGAAGAUGAGUGUGUUGGUAGUAAUAGUAGGUACACUGAAAUGAAAAGAGAGUAUGUGAAGAUCAUUGAUGAAGAGCCUUUGCUAGACAAUACUGAUAGGUUAGAUAAAUCUGAAGUAGAUGGUGAUGAUGUUGGUUUUGGUUCAAUGUCUACUGAUCAUAAUUCAAGGGAGAUCAGAUUUGAGAAACAAUGGAUUGAUGAAACAAAGAGUGAGCUCGAGAAUACCGAGAUCGAGCAGAAUGUGGACUUGGGUGAUCAAUUGUAUAGGAUGGGGAUCAGGGUUGGUUAUGGUGAAGGUGAAAAUCUGGAAACCAGGUUUUCUUCAGUUGAGAAGGUACAGAUGGAGCAUUUUGAGGAUUAUAUAUCAGCAGAAGGAUCAGUUGAUGUUCAGAUGAGAGAUAAUUUAGCAUCUUCCUCGGAAUUGCAGAAACCCUCGAAAGAAGUUGUAUUGUUGUCAACUGAGGAGGUUCAGCAUGAGAAUUCUGAGGAUUAUAAGUCUGCAGAAGGAUCAGUUGAUUUUCAACUAAGAUAUCAAUUAGAACCUUCAUUGGCAUCAUGGAAACAGUUUGAUGUUCUUGAUGAUCGGAUGUAUACAGAUGAAGAUUUUCAAGAGGAGAGAUUUGAGGGUUAUGAUAUGGCGGAAGGAUCAUCAGAUGCUCAGAUGAGGGAUUACAUAGAAUCAACUCUGAGAUCAUGGAAACAAAUGGGUUCUGAUCAUGAUGAAGAUGCUGAGUUUGAUUCUGGGUCUGAUGGAGCUGAGAGUUCCUCUCCAGAUGCUUCAAUGGCGGACAUUAUUCCCAUGCUGGAUGAGCUUGAUCCACUUCUAGAUGAUGAAAAUUUACAGCCCAGUAGUCUAUCCCGUCAAAGCUCUGCCGCUUCGAUGGAGAAGGCAGCGAUAUCUCCUGAUAGCAGCAUUCAUUCCGAUGAUGAAAGUGAUAGAAAAGAUGACGAGGCUGAUGAUGGUAAAACUUAUGCCGAUGAUGGCAAUGAAAAGGAAACCCAAGUUGGUAAAAAAGAUCCGGCGAAGUCUGUGAUUAUGUGGACAGAAGAUGACCAGAAGAAUCUUAUGGAUCUAGGGACAUCUGAAAUGGAAAGGAACCAGCGCCUGGAGAGCCUUAUUGCCAGGAGAAGAGCAAGGAAGAUGACAGGUGACAGGAAUUUGAUUGACAUGGAUGGCAUGGAUCUACCAUUUCCAGUUGUACCUAUUUCUACGAGAAGAGACAAUCCUUUUAACUUUCCUCAGGACUCUUAUGCUGACUUGGGAUUACCACCAAUUCCUGGCUCUGCACCGUCUAUUAUGUUGUCUAGGCGAAAUCCUUUUGAUCUUCCCUAUGACUCUAGUGAAGAAAAGCCUGAUCUAACUGAAGAUAGUUUCCAGCAGGAGUUUACAGAACUUACUCAUAGGGAGGUGUUAUUUCGAAGAAAUGAGACAUUCAAUAUGGGGUCCUCAUCUGGUUUUGAUUCUGGAAGGCCUAGUCGUUUUAGACCUUAUUUUGUGCCAGAAAGAACAGAUUCUGAUAUGAUGAGCUAUUCUUCUCUUCAAAGACAGUUGAGUGAGCUUAGCGAGUCCAAGGCAAGUUCUGCUGCUGAAACAGAAUCAACUUCUGCAGGAGAAGACCAGGAAGAAAAGAAGCAAAUAGAACAUGACAGUGUUCAAGAGGUAGAACCCAGUUUCGAGACCGAUCAUGCUUCUGUCAUUGUGGAACAUGGAAGCCAGUCUUCUGUCGAUUUAGAUUUAUUGUUAAGUGAAGAAAAGAAUAAGAAUGAUUUUGUUCUCAGUGAGCUUGAAGUUGAGUUGGGUAGGGCAAAUUCUGAUAUGAUGAAUUAUUCUUCUCUUGAAAGACAGUUAAGUGAGCGUAGCGAGUCCAGGGCAAGUUCUUCUGCUGAAAAAGAAUCAACUUCUGUAGGAGCAGACCAGGAAGAAAAGAAGCUCAUAGAGCAUGACUCUGCUCAAGAAGUUGAACCCAGUUCCGAGAUCGAUCCUGCUUCUGCGCUUGUAAAACAUGGAAGCCUAUCUUCUGAAGAUUUAGAUUCAUUGUCAGAUGAUGAACAGGAUAAGAAAGAUUUUGUUCUCAGUGUGUUUGAAGUUGAGUUGGGUAGGGCAAAGUCUUCUUCUGCUGCAGCUUCCUACACAUCUGAAACUGUUGAAUCAGCUGAUAAUAGACUUGAGUGCAGGGAAAUGUAUCCUGCAGUAGAACCGUGGCUGUCUCAUAGCAAAUUUAGCCACAGUGACAGCCAAUCGGUGACAGAAUUAAUCGAAGUGAAUCACAGUAUUAGCUGUAGCGCAUUAUCUACUUCAAAUGCUCUCAAUGAUGAGAAAGCGGAAGAUGUUGACAGCAGCUUGGUAAAUUGGGAAGAAAGCCAAGUAAACAAUCUUUUGAAAGUUGACAUUCCUGUGAAGUAUUCUCUGGAGCCCUCAGCAUCACUAGAGACAUCAGAACACAGUCAAGCAACUGAGGUCGACGGUCCAAAGGAACCCGUUUAUGACUUCAGCCCACUGAAGAUGAACCAUUCAUUGUCCUCCUCUUCUUCUGAUCUGCAGAGAGAUACAUCAGGGAUUGAUUUAUAUCAUUUAUCAAGAGAUUUAUUUGUGGUUGAAGAGUUAAAUGUGCACAAUCAAGAUGCUGAGAACAUUUCCGGGGACACAAAACAAGAUGCAGAUGGCAAUGGCUUGACAAUGAGUGGUAUUGGUGAAGGUAGUGGGCUUGACAGCACUGAUUUCUUUUCAGAGGUCACUCAACUUCCUGGUAAUUCACCAACAUUGGUAGUGACAGAAGAUGAAGGUCAUUUGAAUAUAGAUUCCUUAGACAAAGGAUUGAAGGAUAGAGUAUCAUACGACACAGUUUCUCCUCAUGAAGUAGAGGAAAUUUUUGCACAGAAAGACAGUGCUGAAAAUCAUCUUGAAAAUAAGCUAGAUAAUAUGCCCCCUUCUGCUGAUAGACACGAGUUUGCUGAAGAUUCUGUCUUAGCUCAAGAGAAAACAGAAGUUGUGUUGGCAGAUAUUCUUUUUCCUGUCCACUCGAUAUUGUCUUCUUCACAGGCCGAGUCAAAGGACGACAUUCAAGAGGAAAUGAAAGUAAGUCAGCAGUUUCAGGUACCUAGUUCCAGUUGGAAGAGUUGUGAAAAUGAAGGGAAUGAAACGCUGGGUUUUUCAUUGGAUGAAAAACAUUUUUGUCCCCAUGAUUCUGACGUCCAUGAUCCCUGUUCUGAUUCUGCGGAGCAGGAACAAUACAUCAUUAAUAGGAAGCUUGAGGAGGCUGAUCAAGUAGACAAAAUUGAUGAACCUGUAAAUGUUCUCAUGGUUCAAGAGCUUCAACACAAGAUAUUGUCUGAUCAAGGUCAAAGCAGUGGAUCUUUCUCCCAGCCUGAGGAUUAUGAGACAACAAUUCCAGAGUUUAAGCAGCAUAUUCAAGAUACACUUGAAACCAGACAUGCAUAUAUGAUAGAGGAAAACCACGAGGUUUUUGAAGGGUUCGAAGGACCAUUAGCUGAUGAGCAUAUCAUGAAUGAAGUGAAUAAUGAUGUCAAGGAGAUGGAUGAAGCAUUAUUUUCUGAGCUGGAUGCAAUUGGUGACUUCCGAGUGUCAAACAUUGAACCAAACUCGGGGAACAGUAUGAUUAAUCUUGAUGCUGCAAUUGUCUCAAAUAUUCCUGCAGAAGCUAUCGGUGAAGUAUAUGCUAGUACUGAGAUGCCAUUUGACCAUGAAACAUUGCUUGGAGAUAGCAGUAGCACUCAUCUUGGUAAUUCGGAAUCUGAGAAAAAUGUUACAGGAACCAAUCUUCCCGAGACUAAGGAAUCAAACCUAGAUUCACAUAAAGGAAAUAUCAGUACUGAUUUGCUAGACCUGGAAGCUCAGUCUGUUGAGGAUAUCGAUGCUGCAUUUAUGAAAGUGAGUGAAGAAGUUGAAAAUUCUGUGGUCACAGAAUCUGUCCCGGCUGAAUUCACGAGAAAAGUGGAAGAUGUUUCUCUAGAAACUGAGUUAUUGUUAGAAGAUACAGAACUAGGAGGCUGUCCCUCUGAAGUAUUAGCACUCACAGCUGAUUCUGCCUUCAAUACCAGGGAAUCAGUUCCAGAAAGAACACAACCUGACCUUGCUUUUCUACAAGGGCAGGAUCUGGAUUCUGUCUGGAAUGAGAUUGUUUCAGAAAAGACAAUCUUGGAUCCCGAGAUUAUUGAACACUCUAGUGAAGAUGUUGAGAAAGUUGAAGCAGACAAUGAUAAAUCUGAUUCUUUUGAAGCUCUACAAACAGUAACUGAAACAGGAGUUGAUUCUGUGGAAUCCAUGCCAUUGCAAAUACAAAGAGACAUUAAAGAGUUAGAUGAAUCACCUCUUGUUGAAGCAAGUACUGCACCAGAUCUUGAGCCCAGAGAUCAAACAGAAAGUGUUGGUUCUAUGGAGUUUGAGCCAUUACUAGUAGAUAGAGCUGCGGUAGAGGUUCAGGAAUCAUUAGUACUUGAUGCAAGUGAUUCACUGGUUCUGGAGCCUGAGGACGAGGCAUUAAAAACGUCUGUUCUUGGGAGUAUUACACCUGCAGUUGAAUCUGAAAGUCAAAUUGAGAGAAAUACAUAUGAACCAUUGCUAUUGGGAAAAGAGGGAAAAGAGAUACAAGAAUCAGAUCUUGUUGGAAUUAGCAUUGGAUCUGCUCUCGACCCUGAACAUCAAAUGGAAAAGUUUGAUUCUCCGAGAUCUGAAUCAUUGCAAAUAGAUGAAGAGGUUCGCGAGACGCAGGAAUUGCCGGCUUAUGAGGGAAGAAUCUCCCCUGCAUCUGUGUUUGAUGAUCAGAGAGAAAAAGUUGGGUCAUCCAAGCCAUUGCAGUUGAAUAGAGACAUUCAUGAGGUACAAGAAUGUCCUGUUGUUGAAGAGAAGGAAGUGGUUGAUUCUGAGGAAUCUGAGCCACUGCAAAGAGACAGAGAUGUUGAAGAGUUACGAGAUUGGCAUGUUGUUGAAGGAAUCUCUUCUAUAGAACCUGAGCAGUUGCAAACAGAUACAGAUAUUAAAGGUAUACCAAAAUCUCCUACUGCACAAACAAGCAUUCCUGCUCCCGAGUUUGCACAACAAAUAUUGACAGUUGAUUCUGGGGACUCUAGACCGUUGCUGAUAGAUAGAAAUGCUGGGGGAUUGCAAGAAUUUCCUGCUGUUGAGGCGGAAAUUGCAGUUGAAGUUGAUUCACAAGGUCAACUAGAAGAGGUUGGCUUUGUGGAAUCUGAACCACUACAAAUACAUCAACACAAAACUAAUACAUCUGCUGUUGAGUUCAAUGAUCAAAUGGAAAUCAACAGACAGAUGGAAGUUGUAGAGGUUCAGGCUUUGCAAGAUCAUCAACUAGUUUCUCAGCAGCAACCUGAAGUUGAUGAGCCAAAUGCAGAUGAUUCAAGUAGGACAAAUGUUGACUCAACAACCACUGUGACUCGAUCAUCCAACAAUAAAGUCGAUGAUCAGGGACAUGGCAAGACUGCUGGUGAAGACAUCACGCAAGUUGAGGAGGAAAAGUCCCGUUAGUCACAUUGCGUAUCUAGCUCAAUCUCUUCCAGCUCUCUUUCAAAUGAUUCUGAGAUUAAUAUUGUGCAAGACAUAGCCUUGUUGGGUGAGUGGCUCUUCCCCACAGUUUGCUUCGAAGUAUAAUUAUGAAUGCCUAUAGUUCUCUAAGAGCCGAGUUGGCUGGUAAAUUUGUGUAUUUUUAGUUAUGGUGGCUGCUAUAUUUUGGAGAAUAGCAGCCCAUUUUGUUAUUUCUGGGCAUCUUUCAGUUAACUUUUGUUGGUUUCGGAAAGAUUGAGGUUUAUUUUUGAUGUUUGGAAGUCAUUGUUUCGAUAGUUGAGAGUGAGGCGUCAAAUCUUGUGACGGGUGGUCCAAAUGUUGUAAAUUAUACGCAUUUAUGAAUGUCACUAGUCUGUGACCAUUGCAUUGUUGGGGGUUUCAACCGUUUCAUAGAGGCGUAUGCAGUAUAGGGAGCGCCUGUUGAGACUUGUAAGGCUAAAAUUGUCAUGCCUUGUGUACUAUUUUGUAAAAUGUUUCUUGAAAUGAAUAUUGAUUUUGAAGUUUGUCAUGAGAA